This is a messenger RNA of Anisakis simplex (herring worm), 975 nucleotides long. The record is from the annotation of a GenBank genome assembly. NCBI's taxonomy places the organism in Eukaryota, Metazoa, Nematoda, Chromadorea, Rhabditida, Anisakidae.
AUGUCAGAAUUGCUUGGUGAAUUACCCGCAUCAAAGCGACCAGAUAUUUCGAAGCCCAGAUGGCCUCAGAAUACCUACCAGGGCCGCCUACAACAUUAUUGGGCCACCGCAAAUCCAAUGAACCUCUUUCAUUCAACAUCUGAAAUUGAACUCGCUCAAAAGACAGUACUUGAUUACAGGAAGGGCGUCAUCGAUAGUCAAAUGACUGUUGACGAAUUAUGGCGAAGGAAGAACCUUUACGAUUCAGCAUAUCACGCAAGAACCGGUGAGAAGAUGCUACUGAUUGGACGGAUGAGCGCUCAGUGCCCAUGCAAUAUGAUUAUCACGGGUGGUCUUCUUACAUCAUAUCAGCAUUUACCUGGUCUGAUCUUUUGGCAUUGGAUCAAUCAGUCAUUUAAUUCCAUCGUGAAUUGGACAAAUCGCUCGGGCGACAAUGAAGUCUCAAAAAAAGGUUUAUUAACAGCUUACGUGUGCGCUACGGGUGGAGCCGUAACAGCCGCGUUGGGUUUGAACGCAAUCGUUAAGAAUCUGCACCCACUAAUUCAACGUUUCGUACCGUUCAUCGCAAUUGCAGUGGCAAAUGCCAUCAAUAUACCGCUGAUGAGAAACGUCGAAUUGCGAGACGGUAUUGAUGUGUCAGAUAAAGAAGGUAACAAGCUGGGUAGUAGUCGAGUUGUCGUACGGCGAGCAAUAUCGCAGGUAGUGAUCAGUCGAAUUGGUAUAGCUACUCCACAUAUGUUAAUCACUCCUGCAAUCGCUCAUCACAUGAUGAAGAAACAAUGGUACCGAAGCAGUCGUUAUGCGAACGUUAUUAUGCAAACGGUUCUUUCCGGAAUAAUUUUAACAGUGUCGACACCAAUGUGUUGUGCACUGUUUCCGCAAUGGAGUUGCAUUGAAGUGAGCAAGUUGGAGAAGGAUCUUCAGGAUAGGAUUGGCAAGAAACACACACUUGUUUACUACAAUAAAGGACUUUAA